GCUCUCGGCCGGGCUGGUGGCUGACAGAGCUGGCGGUGGCUCGAGGAACCGGUGGCUUGGUCCAGUCGCAGCUAGAGGUCCGUUUUCAGUACAGCACCACGGCCCCCUCUUCCAGCCCCGAGCCGGGUGCGGCUGCCCGGAAGACAACUUCAAACUCCUUAGCGCUGCUCCUAGGGGUGCCUCCCUGGGCAGCGCCUGGGCCUCCAGCCAGGGGACGGGGUCCCAGCACCCCAGGCCGCAGUAAGAAGGACCUUUUUAGCCCCGCCUCCUGCCCCCCUCCCUGAAUCACCGACGCCCUGCUCCUGAGACUGAUCACAGCGCUCUGCCCAGGCUCCCCACAAGCAGGUCUCUGCAUCCUCCCUGAUAUGUCACCCACGAUCUCCCACAAGGACAGUAGCCGGCAACGGCGACCAGGCACUUUCAACCACUCUCUGGACAUGAAGAGCAGUCCUCUGCCCCCAGGCGUCUGGGAUGACAAUCAUCCGGAUUCCAUGGGGGCAGAAGGGGACAGGGAAGCUCUUCUGCGGGCUAGCGGCCUCGGUGCCGCCUCGAAAGCCCCACGGGGUUGCCGUGCCGAACUAAGCAGCAUUCUGCUGCUGCUUUUUCUUUACGUGCUUCAGGGCAUUCCACUGGGCCUGGCGGGAAGCAUCCCAUUCAUUCUGCAGAGCAAAAAUGUUAGCUAUACGGACCAAGCAUUCUUCAGUUUCGUCUUCUGGCCCUUCAGUCUCAAAUUGCUCUGGGCCCCUUUGGUCGACGCGGUGUACUUCAGGAGCUUCGGUCGUCGCAAGUCUUGGCUUGUCCCUACGCAGUACACCUUGGGACUCUUCAUGAUCUAUUUAUCCACGCAAGUGGACAGUCUGCUCGGAAACGUCGAUGGCAGAACCCCCGACGUGGUCGCUCUCACUGUGACUUUCUUUUUGUUUGAAUUCCUGGCCGCCACUCAGGACAUCGCAGUGGAUGGUUGGGCAUUAACGAUGCUUUCCCGGGAAAACGUGGGCUACGCGUCCACUUGCAAUUCGGUCGGCCAAACUGCGGGCUACUUUUUGGGCAACGUUUUGUUUUUGGCCCUUGAAUCUCCCGACUUUUGUAACAAGUAUUUGCGGUUUCAGCCACAAGCCAGGGGAAUCGUUACUCUUUCAGAUUUCCUUUUUUUCUGGGGAGCUAUAUUUUUAAUAACAACAACGUUAGUUGCCCUUCUGAAAAAAGAAAAUAAAGACGUAUCAGUAGUAAAAGAAGAAACACAAGGAAUUACAGAUACCUACAAGUUGCUUUUUGCAAUUAUAAAAAUGCCAGCUGUUUUGACAUUUUGCCUGCUCAUUCUAACUGCAAAGGUUGGUUUUUCAGCAGCAGAUGCAGUAACAGGACUGAAAUUGGUAGAAGAAGGAGUUCCCAAAGAACAUUUAGCCUUAUUGGCAGUUCCAAUGGUUCCUUUGCAAAUAAUAUUGCCUCUGAUAAUCAGCAAAUACACUGCAGGCCCCCAACCACUAAACAUAUUUUACAAAGCCAUGCCCUACAGGUUACUGCUUGGAUUAGAGUAUGCUCUCUUGGUUUGGUGGACACCUAAAGUAGACCAUCCAGGAGGAUUCCCUGUGUAUUACUACAUUGCUGUGCUGCUGAGCUACGCGCUGCAUCAGGUUACAUUGUACAGCAUGUAUGUAUCUAUAAUGGCUUUCAAUGCCAAGGUCAGUGAUCCACUUAUUGGAGGCACAUACAUGACACUCUUGAAUACCGUUUCCAAUCUGGGAGGAAACUGGCCUUCCACAGUAGCUCUUUGGCUAGUGGAUCCCCUCACAGUGAAAGAGUGUGUAGGAGCAUCAAACCAGAACUGUCGAACACCUGAUGCUGUUGAGCUUUGCAAAAAACUUGGUGGUUCGUGUGUUACGGUGCUGGAUGGUUACUAUGUGGAGUCCAUUAUUUGUGUUCUUAUUGGACUUGGUUGGUGGUUCUUUCUGGGUCCAAAAUUCAAAAGGUUACAAGAUGAAGGACCAUCUUCAUGGAAGUGUAAAAGGAGUAAUUAAUGCAUAGACUGUUGGACAUUCUAGAAAGGUUGAAUGUUAGAGUGGGGCGUUCAUAAUAAUGAAGGUACACGUGGGAGACAGUGGCACUCAGCCUCUGAAGACAGAUGGGGACAGUGGCGUCUAGGACUCAUCCAUUGUCUGGGGAAAGCCUGUGUGUUGGGUGUCGGUGUCAGAUCCUGAGCAAUCACCCGAGAGUCAAGGAGGCCACACCAAACAACAGAUAACAAUUCAUUGUCACGUCAGUUUUUCAUUAUCAUGUAUUACAGUCGAAAGCCUACUUGAAUAAAGUAAAACACACACAUCAUAACUCACAAGUGAAAUGUAUUUUAAUGCUUACCUUUUGGAUUAAGAAUUACAUGGCCAUAAUUGCAUUUUAUCUCUUCCCAUUUGUAUCAUUUCUAAUUGUACAUAUGUUCAAAUAUAGUUAUAAGUAUACAAAUCUGUAAUGAUUUGAAGUUUUGAAAUGUUUUUCAAAGUCUUUGACAAAGCCUUCGCACUAAAAACGAACAGGUCAUUAUUGUGAAUUGCAGUAGUUGGAUUUUGUACGUGCUUGUUGUGCAUGCUGAAAGUGACUGGUUAGUACGUGUAUGCAGCUAUGUUGCGUGUAUUGGUCAUAGUCACUGACAGCAUCUUAAAAAUGACCUACCUGAAUGUGAGGAUCUGUUCAUUUUAAAUCAAUGGAACUAGAAAAUACGGCUCUAUUUUUAUGUAUUUUCCUUUAUAUCCAAUAAUCCUAAAAAAUGAAACUCUACCCUCAAGUAUGAAUAUUCCUUAAGUAUGGAUAUUAAUGUGUUAUUAUAUUUACUGGUUAAUACUGGAUAUGAACAUAUGACUCUGACAAUAUCGAUGUACUUUAGUUGCAACAUGUAUAUAUCCCACAUGGCUUUAAGAUUAGCUAAAGACAAAACCAAAAAUUCUCUCCUUUGUAAAUAUUUUAAUCUUGAUUCAUCAGUCAUUAGGAAACAAACAACCAAACUUAUUCAAAAUGUUAAAUAUAUUUAACCUAGAAUUUUAAAAUACUAAGCCCAUAAAUUAUAAGCCUAUUGUCUAUUGAUGUAAGUUCCGACUCCUGAAUUGCAAGAGCCUGGAUUUGUACCGUUGUUUUCUUGGAAAAUGUUGCUGUUAAAAUCUGAAAUAGAUUCUAAUUUAAAAAAAAGUGUAAGAACUGUUACCUUAUUGAAUAUGGGCUGUACUGUGAUUUGUAAACAUAAACUUAAAAUAAUA
This is a messenger RNA of Echinops telfairi (small Madagascar hedgehog), 3242 nucleotides long. RefSeq names its product solute carrier family 33 member 1 (gene SLC33A1). The transcript is spliced from 7 exons. The coding region runs from base 366 to 2018 and encodes 550 amino acids. The record is from RefSeq and is a predicted model, not a curated record. Gene Ontology annotation, molecular function: acetyl-CoA transmembrane transporter activity. Gene Ontology annotation, cellular component: membrane. NCBI's taxonomy places the organism in Eukaryota, Metazoa, Chordata, Mammalia, Afrosoricida, Tenrecidae.